Molecule: messenger RNA, 1548 nt
Organism: Ustilaginoidea virens
Lineage: Eukaryota; Fungi; Ascomycota; Sordariomycetes; Hypocreales; Clavicipitaceae
Exons: 2
Coding region: 1-1548 (515 amino acids)
Biological process (GO): transcription elongation by RNA polymerase II
Cellular component (GO): Cdc73/Paf1 complex
Molecular function (GO): RNA polymerase II complex binding; chromatin binding
Source: RefSeq, a predicted model, not a curated record
AUGUCCUCUGGUGCGCGCUCUGGUGAGCGCAUGGUGCAUCAGGACUUCAUCGCGCGCAUCCGCUUCUCCAACGCCCUCCCGCCGCCUCCCAACCCCCCCAAGCUUCUCGACAUACCCAACACCGGUCUGGCCAGCGGCCAGUACACAACCCCUGGGUUUGCGUCGCGGCUGGCGCGCGAGCAGCCGCUGAACAUCGAGGCGGAUGCCGAGCUGGGCAUGCCCCUCGACCUGGUGGGCAUGCCGGGCGUCUUUGACGGCGACGAACGAUCCAUCCAAGCUCCCGCUCAGGCGCCCGCUGUUCACCCUCACGACCGCCCGCUCCUCCGACCCAUUGCCGCGCUCGGCAAGCCCAAGGUCGCCGAGGCCAACGUCUCCUUCCUCCGGAGAACAGAGUACAUCUCGUCCAUGACGCCGAAGCGGUUCGAGGGCGGCAACCCCAGAGCCCUGCUUGCCAAGGCGCGGAAGCCUGAGCGCGUCGCCCCCGACGCCGCCGCCGACUCUCCCCAGGUCAUCAAGCGCAAGAUCGAGCGCGGCUUCGACGCCGCCCAGCAGGACCUCAGGGAUCCCAAGAGGGUCAGGCACCCUGCCAAGAAGCACCUCAAGGCCGUCGAAGCCAUGCCUCUUCUGCCGGACCUGGACGCCUUCCCCGACUCGGGCGCCUACGUCACGGUCAAGUUCCUCACCAACCCCGUCGCCAGCGCAAACGAGUUCGACACGCGCCUCCUCAGCGGCCUCUUCCGCCCCAUCGAGCGCACCGAGGCCGAGGAGGCGGCCUUUGAGGCGGCCCUGGAGGCCCACGAGCGGGAUCCCCUCAACAACCCCAAGCCGCAGAACCUGAUGAACUACGACUUUUACCUCGGCCAGACCGGCGCCGUGGCCGACAACUUCCGCCGCAAGCUCGACGUCGACGACCCCGACCACGGCAGCGAGGACCUCUACACCCACCACCAGGGCGACAGCGGCGGCUACUUCCAGUUCGACAGGGUGCGAGCCUACGAGACGGCCCAGGAGACGGAGCUCGACCACCCCACCAAGUACGACGACGAACUCAUUCUCGCAUACCACGACGAGGACAUGUACCCCAAGCAGAGGGCCAUGUACUACUACCCCGUCAUGCAAAAGUCGACCAUCCGGCCCCAGCGGACCAAGAACAUUGCCCGCACCAUAGGCAUUCCCGAGCAGGAGGAGCAAAUCGUCGACCAGCUGGACAUUACGGUGGACGACCCCACGGAGGAGAUGCUCGACGCCAUGAAAAGGUACAAAAAGGAACCCCUCGGCUGGGAGCAGGAAGCCGAGGAAGAGGAGCUGUUGCAGGAGCAAGACGCUGAUGGGGAUCAAGCGGAGCCUGCGUCUCCCUCGGAGGAGAGGGAUGCCGAGGGAGAAGAAGAAGAAGAAGAGGAGGAAGAAGAAGAAGAGGAGGAGGAGGAGGCAGAAGCGGAUCAUGUGGGGGAGGAAGAAGAGGCUGUUGAUGAUGAUGAUGAUGAUGGUGAUGAUGACGAUGACGAUGACGAUGGCGGCAACGGCGACGAUGGCGACGACGACGAAUAA